AUGCAAGCCUAUUUAUAAAAUAUCAAGAGAUCCAACAGAGAUCUGCAAAGGUAAACUUAGCAAUCUAGAACCCGUACUCAGCAAACUUACAGUUAUCCUACGUAUCAAACAAAAGCACCCACAUAGGCUACUACUGCAACUCGAUAAACAACAACUACUACAACUGUAAGGACAACCACUCCAGCUCCCUAAAUAAUUUAUACCUAUGCUGCAACUACAACUAGAUAUACCACACAAUACACCUACACAACUUAAAGAGCAACAUACUACACAUAGAAGCCUACAGCUUAAGUUACAUCCAAAACCACAGAACCGGCUAAAAUAAAUUAUGUCUCUACCAACAACUAAGAUGGGUAAAUAUAUCAAUAAGAUGGUUCCUCUUAACAAGGAGGCUCUUCAUUCAUGAUUCCAUUCAUUAUUGCAGCUUGUGGCAUUGUAUUCCUUUUGAUUUCAGCUGUGAUAUUUGUAAGACUAUACCGAACGCAUAUGGCUAAAUUGAAGUUGAAGUCUGAGGCAGUAGUAGAUUUGAAUGCACUAAGUCGAAAGCCCAGAUCUUCAAGGGAAUCGAACACAAAUCUACUUUAAAUUUCUCAGAUAAGACCAGGUAUCCAUUCUACUAGCUCCUAAAUUUAGAUUUUAAAUUAGCAGCAAUAAUUAAGACUCGCUCAUGUUGUAAGUUAGAACGCUGUACCUCAAAAUCAGUCUAUUUUGGGAGCAUCUUUCGCGGAUGUAUAAUUACUUAAUGCUACUCAAAUUGGGUUUAUUAACCACAGGAGCAAUAGAGUUAGAAACAGCUAAAAUAAUCUAAGCUCUGUUCAUGUAUUUCCUAUUGAUAUGGUAAAUUAUGAUGAAGCUAAUAAUCAGAGAUUAACGAAUUAACAAAGACAUCAAUUAGAAAAAGCAAAGAAAGCUCAAAGAACGAAGCAGAAACUGAUAUCUAUUCUUGAAAACUACACGAUGGAGGGUAAGUUUGAUAAGAAUUUUGCAGAGUUUGGAGAAAUAAGUUGUGUAAUAUGCUUUGACGACUUUGACGCAUGCAUUAUUAGAAAAAUUAACAGAUGCGGACACUUAUUCCAUAAUACCUGCCUUGAAAACUGGAUUUCUAUGCAUAUAAAUGACUCUAGAUGUCCUCUUUGCAAUCUUGAUAUUAAAAUAGUAGAUAAUGACCUUCAUCACAACUAAAUACUUUGA
This is a messenger RNA of Stylonychia lemnae, 1191 nucleotides long. The record is from the annotation of a GenBank genome assembly. Lineage: Eukaryota; Ciliophora; Spirotrichea; Sporadotrichida; Oxytrichidae.